Molecule: messenger RNA, 3349 nt
Organism: Perca fluviatilis (European perch)
Lineage: Eukaryota; Metazoa; Chordata; Actinopteri; Perciformes; Percidae
Product: coronin-1C-A
Exons: 11
Coding region: 204-1913 (569 amino acids)
Biological process (GO): neural crest cell migration; actin filament organization
Molecular function (GO): actin filament binding
Source: RefSeq, a predicted model, not a curated record
GCAAAGCUGAUCCGCAGUUAUCUGGCUCUGCAUGCUCCGAUACUCAAUCUAUAAGGAGGAAGAAGGUGAAGGACUCCACUGAGGACACUGUUGCACCAGCUGUGAAUGCUGGCUCAGUUUUUGUUGCAGCUGGCACAGUUAUCUCAGAGGAAAGACACCAGAUCAUAAGGCAGGAUCUUAAUUUGACCCUUAACACAGAAAAUAUGAUGCCAGAUCAACCUGAUGAACAACUUCGAAAAGAGGGAAAUGACAGCAUCUCACUGAGAGAUAAAUCCCAAAGCACUCCCAAAUCUAGGCCUGUCUCAGAACUCAUAAAGGAGACCAUUCAACUGCAUGAAAAGCUGCAGCAACAGGACCGGACAAAGCCAGCUGAAAUCAAGUCUGAUGAGCAGGGCCAUUCUGUGAAGGUGGCACAGAUGAAGGCAGCUUUUGACUCUGCUCAGAAGUCCACAGACAAGGCAAUCGAGAGGAAGCCGUCAGUGAGAAGAGAUAUGAGACGAGUUGUACGGCAGAGCAAAUUCCGUCACGUCUUUGGCCAGGCGGUGAAAAAUGACCAAUGCUACGAUGAUAUCCGGGUGUCAAGGGUCACAUGGGACAGCUCCUUCUGUGCAGUUAACCCCAAGUUUGUUGCCUUAAUUAUUGAGGCCAGUGGUGGUGGAGCUUUCCUCGUUCUCCCUCUUCACAAGACGGGACGCAUUGACAAAGCCUACCCCACAGUGUGUGGUCACACAGGGCCGGUGUUGGACAUUGACUGGUGCCCUCACAAUGAUCAUGUCAUCGCCAGCGGCUCUGAGGACUGCACAGUGAUGGUGUGGCAGAUUCCUGAGAAUGGCCUUGUUACUUCCAUGUCUGAGCCAUUGGUGGUACUGGAGGGCCACUCCAAGCGCGUUGGCAUCAUCACAUGGCACCCAACAGCACGCAAUGUCCUUCUUAGUGCAGGUUGUGACAACCAGAUCUACAUCUGGAACGCGGGCACGGGAGAGGCAGUGAUCCGUCUGGAGGACAUGCACCCUGAUGUCAUUUUCAACGUGACCUGGAACCGCAACGGCAGCCUUAUCUGCACUGCCUGCAAGGACAAGACCAUCCGUGUCAUCGAUCCCCGCAAGGAGGCGAUUGUUGCCGAGAAGGAGAAGGCACAUGAGGGCGCUCGACCCAUGAGGGCCAUUUUCCUGGCUGAUGGCAACGUCCUGACCACAGGCUUCAGUCGCAUGAGUGAGAGACAGCUCGCCCUCUGGAACACGGAUAACAUGGAGGAGCCCAUGACUGUUAAUGAGAUGGACACCAGCAACGGAGUGCUCUUGCCCUUCUAUGACCCAGACACCAGCAUUGUUUACCUCUGUGGGAAGGGUGACAGCAGCAUCCGUUACUUUGAAAUCACGGACGAGGCUCCGUAUGUUCACUUCCUCAGCACCUUUGCCACAAAGGAGCCCCAGAGGGGCAUGGGCUACAUGCCCAAGAGGGGGCUUGAUGUCAAUAAGUGCGAAAUUGCGAGGUUCUAUAAACUGCAUGAAAGGAAGUGUGAGCCUAUCGUGAUGACUGUACCAAGAAAGUCGGACCUGUUCCAGGACGACUUGUACCCAGACACAUCUGGACCCGACGCUGCCCUGGAGGCUGAGGAGUGGUUUGAUGGCAAGAAUGGAGACCCCAUCCUCAUCUCCCUCAAGAAUGGCUACGUCCAGGGCAAGCACCGCGAAUUCAAGGUGGUCAAAAAGAACAUUUUGGACAGCAAGGUGACCAAGAACUCAGAGAACUCGAGCCCUGCCAACAAGUCUGCCUCCUCAACUCCAUUGAUUAAAUCUGAAGCCAAGCUGGAGGAGAUCUUGAAAGAAAUCAAAUCCCUCAAGGACCUGGUCAGCAGUCAGGAGAAGCGAAUCAUCAAACUUGAAGAUCAAAUGUCCAAAAUUGCCAUUUAGGGACCCUAUACCCAACCCGCUACAAUUCAGGACGUUCCAUUGGCUGGGGGGGUGGGCGGGGCCAGUCACUGCCUAUCUCAAUGACAGUGUUUCGUCUGAGGGCCUGCCUAUCACCGACCCCUAGCAACAUUCCAGAUGAACUUUUUCUUAGCCAGCCCCCGACCCUCAGUUUAACACAGGUGGAAAAAGGACAUGUGACAAAUUUAGCAGAAAAUACUCUUUGGUUUUUGGUGACAAAGGACUCCAUUCCUUUUAUUGUGUGGCGGUUUUUAUUUUGUCUACUUGUAUAAAAAGGUUUUUGCAUUUUCCUUUGCAUUUUUAGAAGUACAGUAUGACCAAGACCAUUCCAAUAUCAAUAGUCCACAUUUGCCAUCAGAUACCCCAAUUUUAGUUUUAAGUAGGUAUCCGUGUUUCAUGUAACUAUAAGCCAAAAUUAUAAUGUUGCCAAAUUGUACCAUUUGUUUACACCUCCUUAACAGUAUUUCUUUCUCUCUCUUUGUGGGAAGAGUCAAAAUGUAAACGGGGACCCUCUGUGCAGUAGACUGGUUGUGUAAGGAGGUCAUUAAUAAUUCACUAUGAAAUUAAAAUAAUUUAAAUAAGUUGGAUGGCUAGGGAGAUAGACAUCUCAAACUGUAAGUAGGAGGAAAUACAAUUUUAGAUUGAAGACCCAUUUAGCUGCCACAGUCUACACCAAGCCACAGUCAUUACAUAUAUGACAAUGUUCGCCAUCUGUGUUGAAUCUGCACAAAUUUACUCUUGCUUUCUGCCAUUCCUUCUCAUUCCUGUCGCUUCCCGUCAUUCUGACUGUGGACAAUAGUCCACAUAAACAUGCAUUCCUUUCCGUCUUGCUUCAUUAACAUGCACUGUGUGCUUAUUGGAGAAAAACGACAAACAUUCCACAAAUCUCAUUGGCAGUUCUUGGUUUCAGGAAAAACUAUUUCUAAAAAGUUCCUCCUUCUGUGAACACUCUACUGUAGUGACUCGGUUGCACUGGUUGGUUGUUAUAGUGACAUCUACGUGCUGCCCAUGAAAAGACCAAAUUUGUUGAUUUUCAACCUCAGCUCUGCUUUGUUUUUGUGAGCGGUUCCGGUCACCGACAUCUGUGUUCAGUAGCCACGGGCUUUGCGCAAUUUACAAGUGGAGUCAAGUGUAGUGGGAUUAUUUUCAUGUCACUGUUCCUUUGCAUUAGAUACCAUCUCAGAUCCGUAUCUUUUGUACAAACUAAACCGGAAUUGACAUGAAAUGACACCAAGUAAUCACACAUUGACUUGACUAUUUAAAACCUUCUGGUGAUAAAACUGGAGAUUGCUACAGGAACUGUUCAUGAUAGACCUUAAAGGCCUAAGUUGUUUGUGAAUAUGUGCCCCCAUGUCUCUGGUCUUUUGGGUACUUGUCAAUCUGGAUGUUCUUGCUUUGUUUCUUAUUGGGGGUUAUGG